Molecule: messenger RNA, 1481 nt
Organism: Fusarium odoratissimum NRRL 54006
Lineage: Eukaryota; Fungi; Ascomycota; Sordariomycetes; Hypocreales; Nectriaceae
Exons: 4
Coding region: 177-1043 (288 amino acids)
Biological process (GO): cellular response to oxidative stress; protein N-linked glycosylation
Cellular component (GO): endoplasmic reticulum membrane
Source: RefSeq, a predicted model, not a curated record
GCUUGUCCUCCUCCUUUGACGCCAUCACCAACAGCUGCCUUACCAAGGCUACCCCCCCUUGCGUCGACCUGAUUUCUCUCCCCCCUCCUUUUUUUUCUUGGGUUUGGCCUCUGUGAUUUUAGUUCCCACACAAUUGAUCGCGAAUUGCUUCAGAUGGCCUGAACGAUCGAUGUGAGAUGGCCAAUCCUCCCCCCGUUCGUCGGGGCUCUUCUACAGGCCAUCUACCUUUACCUCCACAACCGCUUGCGCCCAUGACCCCGACAUCUAGCAAAUCUCCGUCACCACCGCACACAACGAAGACAGCUCCUCCUGAGAUCGAUGGUCCCGUUCAUCCGUCCCUUCUUCAACCACGUGUCGCCGUCGUUCUCAAUGUUCCGAAGCCAUGGCACCCGUGGCUUUUUGCCCUACGGCUCUUCUCCAUCCUGCCGGCGUUGUGGUGGGGAUUGCCUUCUGCGCUUCAACUACUGUUACGUGUCUUGCCAGGACCAGAGAUUGUAGUUGUUGUGCCUUCAACGACGGGAGGGUCUGUGGCUAUGAGUGUCGAGGCAGAUCCGCGGUACGCCCUGACUGAGACUGGGCUCGCAACUAUAUGGUGUUUUGCUUCGGGAUAUUUAUCAUUCUUCUUCACAGACUGUCUGAUGUCCAGAUGGCUCAUCAAUUAUACCCCACAAGCGACAAUGGUUCGCCUGCUCACAACCAACUUUUGUAACGCCUAUCUCACUGCGUUUGUGCUCUCUUUCACGGGUGGUUUCCAAGACCCUCGUCUCCUCCUCCCAGGUUGGGUUGGCAUAGCCACUACUCUUACCAUGAUGUAUCACGUCACCCACCAAAAGAUUAACAUUCGCAAGGAGACGUCCACCUCCAUCAACGUCUUUUCCAUAGCUUGUUCCAUCACUAUGGUGACUCUGCUGGUACACCUUCAUCAGUCCACACCUGACUACCCCCAGAUGCCAAUUGUAGCUUCUGGUCGGCGCGCCUUUGAUGAGGCAUCGCGCGUUAUCACUCAGAUCAGGGGAAGCAUCGAGCAGCAUGAAGACCUGUAGAACUUCUCGGCUGUCUUCGGGCGAAUGAAAUGCCUCUGUAUUUGUGUAUGCACAAAGAAGCAGGCGAACCGUUGUUGUUUUCCUUUACAAAUGACUUUCAGCGACUUUUUGGUUUCUCUUUGAACUCUGAUAUCCCCGCCCACGCUAGGGCUGAACAUGUCUGAUUAUUCUGCUGGGCUAUAGCUGAAACCGAAACCUCAUGUAUACAAUAGUCUGUGAAUCCCAAGCAGUGUGCAGCUUUGGAGCCUGGAUUUUGGUUGGCACGACUCCAGUUGCUGUGCCUUAGAAGUGGGACCUGACGUCAAACUACCACCACAACUAGGAUUGAAACAAAUUCACAUCAAUUUUUAGCAAAAAGAUUCGGAAUCGACUUUGUAUUUGCCUGAGACUACUGCGGGGCUUGCCCAUGUAGACAUAUCUGACUAACGAGCGACUGAC